This is a messenger RNA of Actinia tenebrosa (Australian red waratah sea anemone), 279 nucleotides long. RefSeq lists its product as uncharacterized. The record is from RefSeq and is a predicted model, not a curated record. Gene Ontology annotation, molecular function: structural constituent of ribosome; rRNA binding. Gene Ontology annotation, biological process: translation. Lineage: Eukaryota; Metazoa; Cnidaria; Anthozoa; Actiniaria; Actiniidae. Gene Ontology annotation, cellular component: ribosome.
CCCGGUUCGAGAAGAAGAGGUUUCAAGAUGGUUCGUGGUGGACCUGCAGAUCGUACCGUUCGUAGAGCCAAAAUAUUCGCCCUUGCAAAGGGUUUUAGAGGCCGUUCCAAGAACUGCUAUAGCUUGGCAGUGCGAAGAGUCCAGAAGGCACUUCAGUACCAGUAUGUCAGUAGACACUUGAAGAAGAGGGACAUGAGAUCUCUCUGGCAGACCCGUAUAAAUAUAGCUGGCAGGGAACAUAACAUUAAUUACUCUUCAUUCAUGUACCAAAUGGCUAGG